AUGGAGCAAGUGCAACUACCGAAGCUAGCAAUUGAGCCAGAUAAGGGCACGCAAGCGACCAAAUCUCUCAUUCUUUUCCGUCAGGCAAAUCAAUUGCCAGUCAAGUCAGAUCAGGUCAUGUCUCACGUGGAAAAACAUCUCCGAAAUGAAACAGGCACUUCUGGGGAGCCCCAGAAGCCAAGAGUGUGGGGAGCUCCACUAAACGACACGCCAAGAGAGCUUCGGCAACGGGGCAUGCGAGGGACUUGGACGACAACCCUUGGCAUCGAACUGUUGCAUCGUCACCAUUCACCCGCACUUGUAAAGUGA
Molecule: messenger RNA, 309 nt
Organism: Podospora bellae-mahoneyi
Lineage: Eukaryota; Fungi; Ascomycota; Sordariomycetes; Sordariales; Podosporaceae
Exons: 2
Coding region: 1-309 (102 amino acids)
Source: RefSeq, a predicted model, not a curated record